This is a messenger RNA of Hydractinia symbiolongicarpus, 2288 nucleotides long. Its product is annotated as palmitoyltransferase ZDHHC4-like. The transcript has 5 exons. Gene Ontology annotation, cellular component: Golgi apparatus; endoplasmic reticulum. Bases 1028 to 1975 code for a protein of 315 amino acids. Gene Ontology annotation, biological process: peptidyl-L-cysteine S-palmitoylation; protein targeting to membrane. Gene Ontology annotation, molecular function: protein-cysteine S-palmitoyltransferase activity. The record is from RefSeq and is a predicted model, not a curated record. Lineage: Eukaryota; Metazoa; Cnidaria; Hydrozoa; Anthoathecata; Hydractiniidae.
UUUAUGUUCUGAUGUUUUCAACAAGCAUAAGUGCCUGAAAAUUUUAUGAUGUUGUAGAAACUAAAACUGUAUUUAACCAUAUCGAGACAGAAAGGCAGUUUUAAUCAAUAAAUUCCCUACAUUUUGCCCAUAUUUACACUACAAAAGAAGAAACAAGAAGCCACUUUAAGCCAUUGGGCAAUGGCUUAAAGAUUUUCGUUAGCAGGAUAGAUGCUAUAUGAUUUACUUCUAGUACAACAAAAACGUGAUGCAUGUAAUGUCUGAAAACAAAGUCAACUAAGGAUUUCAGGUAAACACAAUGAAAAGUGAAGGCUCAGGUAUCAUUUGUAUUAAAAAACUGAUUUAAAAAAAAUUGGAAAACUCAGAAAACUGACGUACAUGAAUGAAAUUACCAAUUACCUUAUCUGUAACAGCUAGACAAUUUUUUAUAAGCAACUUACUUAAACUUAAAAAACAACUGCACAAGUAUAAACAGAAGCAACCAAAAAUCAAACUCUAAGAAAGAAUUCCCUUCUUACAUAAAUUAUGCAUCAUAAAAUGUUAUUGUUGGCUGUGAGAUGAACCAAAAAUGCAAUUGGCCCCUCUCUCUCUCCCCCUCCCCCAUGAUUAAAUGCAACUUUUUAAAUAAGAUGUCUUUUUUUAAAUAUUAUUUGAGAUUUACAAUAUGUUAUUUCACAUUUUGCGCAAUUCUCUGCAAACAAUUUGUGGGAGGAGUACCAAUGAAUAACAAGUUGGACUUUGUUGGGAAUUGUUUACUUUGAAUGUGUGUAAAUUUUUUCAUCUUCUUGAAAAACGAUUAUCCAGAUUUUAAGGAAGGUCGCGUAAGGUAACAGCAACAAGACUUCCACAACCUUCCUCUUUGUGGACAAAAGUUUUGUGAAAAGUUAUUUGUGUAAACUUUAAAAUACACUAAGUUAUUGUUAAUUAAUUUGUAGAUUAUUAGAUUAGAUUAUAAAUGAGUUUCGACGUGACGUUAUGAUUUUGCAUCGAGAAGAGUGGGCAUGCGCACAGGCAAAAUAUAUAAGUUAUGCGUUCCAUUAUACAGAAAAUAUCAAAUCUUCUUCCUCAACAAUCGCAAGCUGUUUUAACAUCUGUUUUGGAGUACUUAUUUUAUACCAGAAACCCUGUCAUGCAACUAGUUUAUGUACUUUUGAUGAGCAUUGGAUAUAUGUCUUAUAUGGUUACAGCUUAUCCUUACGUGAACGAAUCUUUAUUCGGACAACUGCCGUUUCUACUCUUAGGCGUAAAUAUGUUUUUCUUCAUCACAUGCUCUUGUGUUGAUCCUGGUGUCGUCGACAAAAAUAACUUUGUGAAACAUAUUAACCGAUUUCCAUAUGAUCAACAUAUGUAUCAUGUGAAGAGUUAUUGUGAAACUUGCGAUAUAGAGAAACCAGCUCGAUCAAAACACUGCAGUGUGUGCAACCAGUGCGUUACAAGAUUUGACCACCACUGCACAUGGGUUAAUAAUUGCAUUGGAGAAAAGAAUUACAAAUUCUUUCUCUUGUUUUUAUCCACACUUGUGUUGAUCACGUUCUUAUCAAGUUUUCUUGUUUUAAUGGUGUUUAUAAACAUAGUCGACACGAGAAAACUUUACCGUUCCAAAUUUACAGACCAAACAGGAAACGUCUUUUCAGCGGACUUGUCCACCAUUAUUGCCUUUCUGGUUGGCGAGUACAAGCUGAUGUCAUUCUUGUUCAUGUACUUAUUUUUGUUAUUCAUCGUGCUUGGAUGUUUCUUUUGUUUUCAUCUGUUCCUUCUUUUAACAAAUAAAACCACCAAUGAGAUUUGUAAACAAAAGAAAACUGAUGAAACGAGAAGUGGCACGAGUUAUGCAAAAAAGAUGGUAAAGAGAAACAAAACGAAUAAAAUGUGCAGAAAAACUGAGAAUAAAGCGCACGUGAACUAUGGUCAAAGCAUGUUUAAGACUUAUAAUCGUGGCGUACUUUUAAAUAUAUUAGAAGUUUUUUCUAGCUAGUGUGCAUUAUAAAUCUGCUAUGACAUUUUUUAGUUUACCCUCACUACAAAAUAUAGUUCAACUUCUUACCAACACGAACUCAGUACAUCACGGAAGCAGUAAAAAAUAAUAAAACUGCGACGAGAAAUAGCGUACAUGCAGCGGUGGAGAACGUCAGUCGCAGCUCUCCAUCAGCUCUUAUGCACACUACUUCUUAUAUCACCUCCCCUGUUGACUACAGUACAUCAGUAGUCAACUGAAUAAAAUAAAUAUAUAUAAUAUAAUAUAACAUGUAAAUAUAUUAUAUAAACGUAAGUAAAGUACUUGUUCGUUA